AGCACAGCUCCGACAAUUCAUUUAUUCUCCAAUUGUCGCGGAGUGAGGGCAGAAAACUACGCCAUGAGGCUCCUGAGAAGAGCCAGGUGACAUGCCGUUCAUUAUAAGGGGAAGACCCCUGAGGGGGGCACAGAAUGCCGGCAACAAAAGGACCACUCCCUCCGCUGAUCCCUGGUCAGAGAGCUACACCCAUCUGCACCAUCCACCUGAUUCGCUGCAGGCCCCGCCCAGCACCGGGAAGCCCAUCGGCUCCUCUUCUGGCCUCUUCGGAGCCAACAGUGGUAGUCAGGACCCCGGGGCCACUGGUACCGGUGUCAGCACGGUCAUCGCUUGGCAUGCCGCCAUUAGUGCUGCUCGCCAAGCGCAGGGCGAUGUUGAAAAGCCCGACAUGAGGCCACAGCCCUCAGUUUGCACCACUGUACCAGCUCCUGCAGGAUCACUGGCGCAGAGGAAGAGGCAGCAGUACGCCAAAAGCAAAAAGCAGGGAGGAUCUACCAACAGCAGGCCGCCCCGAGCUCUGUUCUGCCUCACCCUCAACAACCCAAUCCGCAGGGCCUGCAUCAGCCUGGUGGAGUGGAAACCAUUUGAUAUAUUUAUACUGCUGUCUAUUUUUGCCAACUGUGUGGCCUUAGCCAUCUACAUCCCCUUCCCUGGAGACGACUCCAACUCUACCAACCAAGAACUGGAAACAGUAGAAUAUGCCUUCCUGAUCAUUUUCACUAUAGAGACAUUUCUGAAGAUUAUUGCCUACGGCCUGGUCAUGCACCAAAACUCCUACGUCAGAAACGGCUGGAACAUGCUGGACUUUGUCAUCGUCAUAGUGGGGUUGUUUAGUGUGGUUCUGGAGAUGAUAACAAAAGAUGCUGACUCGGGCGGCCAGUCUGGAGGCAAACCCGGGGGCUUUGAUGUCAAGGCCCUCCGAGCCUUUCGCGUGCUACGACCCCUUCGCCUUGUCUCUGGAGUUCCUAGUUUACAGGUCGUUUUAAACUCCAUUAUUAAAGCCAUGGUUCCCCUUCUCCACAUCGCUCUGCUGGUCCUCUUUGUCAUUAUCAUCUAUGCCAUCAUUGGCCUGGAGCUUUUCAUUGGCAAAAUGCACGCCACAUGCUACAUAAGACAAACAGGUGCGCUCGCGGAGGAGGAGGCCACGCCAUGUGCUGUGUCUGGUCAUGGCCGCCACUGUAUGCUCAACGGUACAUUUUGCAGAGAGGGCUGGCAAGGCCCUAACAACGGCAUCACAAACUUCGACAACUUUUUGUUCGCCAUGCUCACUGUGUUCCAAUGCAUCACCAUGGAGGGCUGGACCGACGUUCUAUACUGGAUGAAUGACGCAAUGGGAUUUGAGCUGCCGUGGGUCUACUUUGUCAGUUUGGUCAUCUUUGGAUCCUUCUUUGUUCUCAACCUUGUUUUGGGAGUGUUGAGUGGAGAGUUUUCCAAAGAGCGAGAGAAGGCCAAGGCUCGGGGAGAUUUUCAGAAGUUACGAGAGAAGCAGCAGUUAGAGGAAGACCUGAAAGGAUACCUGGACUGGAUCACGCAGGCAGAGGACAUCGACCCGGAGAACGAUGAGGAGGGAGACGAGGAGGGCAAGCGUAACCCGAGCAUGCCCAGUGAGACAGAGUCGGUGAACACCGAGAAUCACAACGGAGAGGAUAACAAAUCCCCCUGCUGUGGGCCGCUGUGUCGUCAGUGGAGGCGAUGGAACCGUUUCUGCCGCAGAAAGAGUCGAGCAGCCGUAAAAUCUGUGACGUUUUAUUGGCUGGUCAUCAUCUUGGUGUUCCUCAACACUCUCACCAUCGCCUCUGAGCACUACAACCAGCCAGACUGGCUGACGGAAGUACAGGAUGUAGCCAACAAAGUUCUCCUGGCGAUGUUCACAUUGGAGAUGCUGGUGAAGAUGUACAGUUUGGGCCUGCAGGCAUACUUUGUGUCCCUAUUUAACCGCUUUGACUGUUUCGUGGUGUGUGGAGGCAUCGUAGAGACCAUCCUGGUGGAGCUGGCUGUCAUGUCUCCGCUGGGCAUCUCUGUAUUCCGUUGUGUACGACUUCUAAGGAUAUUCAAAGUCACACGUCAUUGGGCGUCUCUCAGUAAUCUGGUGGCGUCUCUGCUAAACUCCAUGAAGUCCAUCGCCUCCCUGUUGCUGCUGCUCUUUCUCUUCAUCAUUAUUUUCUCCCUGCUCGGCAUGCAGCUUUUUGGGGGAAAGUUCAACUUUGACGAGACUGUGACCAAAAGGAGCACGUUUGAUAACUUCCCCCAGGCCCUGCUCACUGUGUUCCAGAUCUUGACAGGAGAAGACUGGAAUACGGUGAUGUAUGACGGCAUCAUGGCGUACGGUGGUCCCGCGUCUUCUGGAAUGGUGGUCUGCAUUUACUUCAUCAUUCUCUUCAUCUGUGGAAACUACAUUCUACUGAACGUCUUCUUGGCCAUCGCUGUGGACAACCUGGCAGACGCAGAGAGCCUCAACACAGCACAGAAGGAGGAAGAGGAGGCCAAGAAGAGGAAGAAUAGUAUCAAAGAAGCGAGCACAGACAAGAAGAGAGUUGCUAUAAUAGACAUCAAGGAUGGAGACACCAAGUUGCCAGCAGAGGCGUUGCUGGAGGAAGACAAGGAGACGUAUCCUGCCAUCGACACUCCAGGAGGGGAUGAAGAAGAUAAUGAAAACCUCCCAGAAGUCCCGUUGGGGCCCCGCCCCCUGAGGCUAUCUGAACUCAGCAUCAAAGAAAAGACUCCGCCCAUCCCGAAGGGCAGCGCCUUCUUUAUCUUUAGUAGCAUUAACCCGUUUCGUGUUUUCUGCCAUAAACUGAUCAACCAUCACAUCUUCACCAAUCUCAUCCUGGUCUUCAUCAUGCUCAGCUCGGUCUCUCUUGCUGCUGAAGACCCCAUUCGCAACUCUUCUGCUCGCAAUAUCAUACUUGGUUAUUUUGACUAUGCUUUCACCGCAAUCUUUACUGUUGAGAUCCUGUUGAAGAUGACAGCGUUCGGAGCUUUUCUUCACAAAGGGGCGUUCUGUAGAAACUACUUCAACCUUUUAGACCUGCUGGUCGUUGGCGUGUCUCUGGUAUCGUUCGGCAUCCAGUCCUCUGCUAUCUCAGUGGUGAAGAUUCUCCGUGUUUUGAGAGUCCUUCGUCCACUCAGGGCCAUCAACAGAGCCAAGGGACUAAAGCACGUGGUCCAAUGUGUGUUUGUGGCCAUCAGGACCAUCGGCAACAUCAUGAUCGUCACAACACUGCUGCAAUUCAUGUUCGCCUGUAUCGGAGUGCAGCUCUUUAAGGGUAAAUUUUAUCGUUGCGCCGAUGAUGCAAAGUCCAGCCCAGAGGAAUGCAAAGGUACCUUCAUUCUCUACAACAACGGGGACAUGGCACUGCCAAUGGUGAAGGAGAGGAUCUGGUACAACAGUGACUUUAACUUUGACAAUGUCCUCAUGGCCAUGAUGGCUCUUUUUACCGUCUCCACUUUCGAGGGAUGGCCCACUCUGCUCUACAAGGCCAUCGACUCUCACAAGGAGAACAUGGGUCCGAUCUACAACUACCGCAUUGAGAUCUCCAUCUUUUUCAUCAUCUACAUCAUCAUCAUCGCCUUCUUCAUGAUGAACAUCUUUGUCGGUUUCGUCAUUGUUACCUUUCAGGAGCAGGGGGAGAAGGAAUACAAGAACUGUGAGCUGGAUAAGAACCAGCGUCAGUGCGUGGAAUAUGCUCUUAAAGCUCGUCCUCUCCGGCGGUACAUACCCAAAAACCCUUAUCAGUACAAGUUCUGGUAUGUGGUGAACUCUACUGGCUUUGAGUACGUCAUGUUUGUCCUAAUCAUCCUCAACACCCUGUGUCUGGCCAUUCAGCACCAUGGUCAGUCUCAUCUGUUUAACUAUGCCAUGGACAUCCUCAACAUGGUCUUCACAGGAGUUUUCACCGUGGAGAUGAUCCUCAAGCUCAUCGCCUUUAAACCCAGAGGCUAUGUCGGGGACGCCUGGAACGUCUUCGAUGCUCUGGUCGUGAUUGGAAGUGUAGUCGACAUCAUACUCAGCCAGAACUAUUUUGCUGAUGCAUGGAACACGUUUGAUGCCUUAAUUGUUGUGGGUAGCGUGGUUGACAUUGCCAUCACUGAGAUCAAUUCGACAGCCAUUCCAGUCGUCAAGGUGAUAGUGGAGCCCGGGAAUACCGAGGACAGCGCUCGUAUCUCCAUCACCUUCUUCCGCUUGUUCAGAGUGAUGAGAUUGGUCAAACUUCUGAGCAGGGGGGAGGGCAUCAGGACUCUGCUGUGGACCUUCAUCAAGUCCUUCCAGGCUCUUCCCUAUGUUGCCCUCCUGAUAGCCAUGCUGUUCUUCAUCUAUGCUGUAAUUGGGAUGCAGGUGUUUGGGAAAAUAGCCAUGGUGGAUGGAACACAAAUCAACCGCAACAACAACUUUCAAACUUUUCCUCAAGCUGUCCUGAUGCUCUUCAGGUGUGCCACUGGAGAGGCCUGGCAAGAUAUCAUGCUGGCUUGUCUGCCGGGGAAACUGUGUGAUCCAGAGUCGGACUACAACACCGGAGAGGAGAGAACCUGUGGCAGCGGCUUCGCUAUAAUCUACUUCAUCAGCUUCUACAUGCUCUGUGCUUUCCUGAUCAUCAACCUGUUUGUUGCUGUCAUCAUGGAUAACUUUGACUAUCUGACCCGGGAUUGGUCCAUUCUGGGACCGCAUCACCUGGAUGAGUUCAAAAGGAUCUGGUCUGAAUACGACCCUGAAGCAAAGGGCAGGAUAAAGCACCUUGAUGUGGUGACUCUGCUGAGGAGGAUUCAGCCUCCGCUGGGCUUCGGCAAGCUCUGUCCUCACAGAGUGGCCUGUAAGCGUCUGGUGGCGAUGAACAUGCCCCUCAACAGUGAUGGGACGGUCAUGUUUAAUGCCACCUUGUUCGCUCUAGUCCGCACUGCUCUCAAAAUUAAAACUGAAGGUAACCUGGAGCAAGCCAAUGAGGAGCUCAGAGCUGUUAUUAAGAAGAUCUGGAAGAGGACAAGCAUGAAGCUGCUGGACCAAGUGGUGCCCCCUGCAGGCGAUGACGAGGUAACAGUGGGGAAGUUCUAUGCCACAUUCCUGAUACAGGACUACUUCAGGAAGUUCAAGAGGCGCAAAGAGCAAGGUCUUGUAGGAAGGCACUCGUGGGAGAGGCUGAACACAACCAUGGCUCUUCAGGCCGGCCUGCGCACGCUGCAUGACAUCGGACCAGAGAUCCGUCGAGCCAUAUCAUGUGACCUGCAAGGGGCGGGGCUAGUAGAGGCUGAUGGAGAGGAAGAAGAGGAAAUAUACAGGCGUAAUGGAGGCCUUUUUGGUAACCAUGUCAACCACAUGGGUGGAGAUCAGCAAGGCUACUCUCACCCGACCACCGUCACCCAGCGACCGCUACAGAUCCUGCCCUUCUCCUGCGGGGGCUCCACCGACCCAACCCACACAGACAGGAGAGCCAGUGAGGGGGAUAUGAACGCUUCACCUAUCCAGUACAACCAUCAUUAUCACUCCCCCCAUCCCUAUAACAACCCUCACUGUAUUCCCACCUGCCAUCAAUCGCCAAUCCCCUCCAAUGCCAACCUCAACAACGCCAACGUGCCCUCGCUUCCCUCCAUGGCCAACGGGAGGCAGCAGAAGUGUUUGUUAGGACGAGACCGUCCUUCCUCUGUCAAAAACAGGUCAUCAGUGUCCACCUACAGCAGAGGAGUACACAACAAGCUUUGGAAGUCACACUCCACAAGGACACGCUACUAUGAGGCCUACAUUAGGUCAGAGAGCAGCAGUGGGCUCUACCCCACCAUUCGUCGAGAGGAGUCAGGAGGCGGAGACAGCGAUGAAGAUCGAGGCUCAGGAGAGUACUUCAGUGGGGAAGAGUUUCAGGAAGACGACAUCAUGGUCACAAAGGACAGAUCGUUCAACAGGGACCAACGUGAUGCAGAAGCAGACCUUGAUCACAUGGUUUCGAGGGGUGACCAACAGCUUGAUGGUUACUAUGACGAUGACCAACAGCCCAUCUACCAAGACGACAGCCGGUCACCCAGGAGAUGGCUCUUACCCUCGCCUCAAGCCUGCACCAGACCAACGUUCAAUUUUGAGUGUCUUCGCCGAAGAAGCAGUCAGGAUGACGCCCCUCUCUCUCCAUCCUGCACAGCUCUUCCACUACACCUUGUACAUCAACAGGUGAUGGCAGUGGCUGGUCUCGACGCCAGCAGAAUUCACCGCCGAUCUCCGACGCGAUCGCUCCGCUCCUGGGUCACGCCUCCUGCCUCGCCCAUCAACCGGGACUGCUCGCCCUGCUACACACCUCUCAUACAGGUGGACUGGCGCAGUCCUGGCAGCGUGGGUAGCCUCCCCGGAGCGGUGAAGAGAAGUUCUUGGUAUACAGACGGCCAAGAUGGUCCUCCUAGCCGCAGUCGCUCUCCGUCCCACCUGCAGCUCCCCGCAGAGUGCUGCUCUGCCUUCUUGCAGAAGAGAGGCAGCGCCAUCAGUGUGGUCGAAGCUGUGUUGAUCUCCGAGGGUCUGGGGAAAUAUGCAAGGGACCCCAAGUUUGUGACAGCUACCACACACGAAAUCGCAGACGCCUGCGAAAUGACCAUCGAUGAGAUGGAGAGUGCUGCCACUAACCUGCUGAAUGGCAGUAUAGGUAGCUGCAGCACGGGGGCGACGGGCAGCGAGGGCUCGGACUCGCUGGCCGCCUCGCAGCUCAGAGACAGCAGUAUCCGGGACUACAGCGACGAGGAGCCCUGCGUGGCUCUGAAAUGCGAGGAGGACCUAACAGAUGAGAUGAUAUGCAUCACAUCCCUAUAGCAGCGGCUCACACUAGAUUAUUUAGGUUUUUUCAAUUGAAUUUCGACAACCAAUCCACCGUGAGGGGAUGUCUCAGUUCAUGAGAAUCCUGCGGAAAAUGUAAAAUACGGAGGGAUAAGAGAACAAAGUGCCUUGUUUUCUCUUUCUGUGGAGUGGAGACGCAGAGAUAAACAUAUGGUUGUAUGGGAGAGCUGAGAUUAAGUCAGCAAAUAUUGAAGCCAGAGAGACUUCAUCUCCUCGCCAGCCUGCCCUCCUUUAGCAGGAAUUCAGGAUACUCCUUAGAGGGUGUUUUUUUUAACGGUGGUUUGAAACAGAAUAACCUGCCAGCCUCGCAAAGCCAGCCAAAAGCUCAUAAAAGUUAGUUUGCCCAAAAAUGUACUUUAAAAAAUAGCUGCACAGCUUGGUAAAAUACUGGGAGUUAAUGUGCUUGGUUAUUCACAUUUUGUAUUUGUUUGGCUCUGUACUACAGCUCAUUGUUGUUAAAAUCAAGCUGAAACUUUGAUUUGAGGAUUUGCAUAUUGAGUGAACAAUAGCAGGAUUGUUCUGAUACAUAAUUGAGGAGUUGUGGGACCAUGUUUAAACAUGAACAGCAUUCCUACACUGUAAAACAGAGUGUCAUACUGAUGUUUGAAAGAGUGAUGCUGUCUUUGCAAAGCUGCUUUUGUCCUGCUGCAAAAUGUCUUGUCCUAAGUCCUUGUUUUCAGAUGGGAGAUUCAUGUCAUAUAUAUAUAUAACGUGUGAUUUUAUAAAAAAAACCUUUGAUGGUCACGAUAACAGACCUUGGUCACUCACAUUACAUUUUGGCCUCCUAUGUCUUGAAUUAACACAUAAAAGGUGAAUAAAACUAAUUAUAUUUUUCUUUUGUUCAUUUGUUUUAGCCAUUGUCAGUCCAGCGCUACACUCUGAUCUGAGUCCAGGUGUUUCAGGGUUAAGCAUAGCUCGUCUCGGUAAUUCACUUGGAAAGGAGAUCACAUAUCAUGGAAUAAAAACUUUGUCCUCAGGCAUAUCCUUCUGUUUUGCACAUUGAUAUGAAACACAAAAACUGUGUGUAUAGAAUACUCUCCACCCUUUACUGUACCAACAUUUUACUUGCUUGAAUUCUUUAAAUACCCUAAAAUAGAGGAAGAUGUUGUAGUUUGUAAACUGUUUCCUUUAUGAUCUUUAAAGGGGCCCCAUUAUGCUUGUUUGGGUUUUCUCAUUCCUGUAGUGUGUUAUAUAGGUUUCUCUGCAGGUAGGUGGUCUGCAAAGGCUAACAUCCCAAAGUUCCCUCCAUAGGAAAUUUCUCUCCCACACACCUUAAAAUAAGCAUAGUAGCGCCCCUAUUUUUUAUCCGAGCUCCUUAGAGACCGUGAGGAGAGACCAUUUCAUUGUUACAAACUCAUCCACAAUAUGCAAAGACUCACUAACCCAGACCGAUAUGAAAAUGGACAAACAUGAGUCAGAUCAUGCUGUAGAGGGUUUUUUUUGUCAAUGGCAUAAAGAAGGAUGAUGCACAUUAGACAGGUAUGUAAACGUGCUGCAUGAGGCAUCAAGUGGUAAUCUGUUGUAAAUGAAUCAUCUAGACAAGAAAAACAAGUAUCCCGAGUUUCUUGCCUGCGUCGCUCAAAGCUUUGCUUCCAGGCUAUUUAGUUUCACCUGAAAAAAAAUUAAUUUCUCGGCAUUCAUUUGGGAACAUGAUGAGUCAAUUUACACACACAGAUUUCUAGGUUUGACAGAUAUAUAAUAUGUGACUCACUGACGGUUAAAUGCCAUACCAGAACUCUCAUAAAACAUUAUUCUUUAUUAUUUAUGUGUGUUUCUGACUGGAAUGAUUAAUGUCAGCUCCUGCCUUUUAUUUCUAUUUAUUUUCAACACUUAUGUGAGUGCUCAACACGUCGAAAACAGCGGCUGUCUGUGAAGGGAACCUACAUAACCUACUUGUAGAUAAAACUAAUGUAAAAAGCAUCUAGUCUUUUGUCUACCACUGCCAACAAGGUCUUCAGGUGUAUUUUUACAAACUACAACAGUUUGUGGCUGCAGGGCAAUCUACUUUUUUGUUUCCUUCAAUCUAAUACUGUUGUCAGGGCAUGUUUGAUCUGUGCAACCAAAGGGCUUCAAAUAUAAAACCAAAAGCAAGAGAUCAUUAAGUGCAUUUACAUGCACUUGAAUAUUCAAUUAUUAUUCCAGAUUUGUUUCCAUUAUUUAUUUCUUGUCAAAAAGUAUGUGGAUUAUUGUGUACAAUAAUGACAAAAUGGUUCAUGCCAAUAUUGAAAAGUUAUUUUCUUGCAUACACUUUAUAGUGAAUAAACAUUCCAUUUAACCUGAGCUUUAUAUGUCCUGUAAAUGCGCUCAUUCCUUGAUUGGCCAACACUGCUGGUAAAUAUGACUUUACCAGCUGCAUGUAAAUUGUGUUUAACUAAGAAUGAAUGGGUCAUACUAAUUGUUAUUACCUCACUUUCCGGAUGUAUUGGUCAAAAUGUCAGGGAAACUAAGAGAAAGAGGCUGCAUUUACACAAAAUUGAAGAGGAAAAAAAAGAACGUUUUAAGUUUUAAUUGUGAAACUCAAGUCAGCUCAGUGUUUGACUGACAGGUGAAUAAGAACCAGUGAGAACUGACCAACCAACGUUAAGAAAUACAUUUAAAAUCUAUACAUUUUGUGUAAAUGCAACCAAACUAUGCUGACUUAAAAAGAAAUGUUUAGAGUAAUUAAGAUCAUGUUAAAAGCCAUAUUACUCACAUGCUUUAGGAAGAACCUGUGAUGGAAAAAACAGAUCAUUCUUAACAGAACAAACCCAACAUUUUUGUAAUUCAGUGUUUGAUCAUUUAAUUACUGCCAACAACACCAGAAAAUAUAAUCAUCUGCUGUUUAUUCAUCUAUUCAGUUGCAUUUAGACUUUUUUUUUUGGUACUGUUCCCCUGCCGUACAGAUGUCCAUGUAUACAAUCUGUACAGUGUUUGUAAAAAUAAAAAAAUCAGCUUUCUACCCAUUUGUUGUAUGGAAAUUAAACAAUAUAGCUCUAUCUACUUGUAGCAUAAGUUCUAGUACCUUAUAGAUUUUGUACCAAUGAAAAUCAAACACUGUUUUGUACAUUUGAAAUCUUGACAAUGAACCUGCUGAGAUUUUUUUUGUAAGGAUCACUGAAUAAA
This is a messenger RNA of Eleginops maclovinus (Patagonian blennie), 9901 nucleotides long. It is a transcript of the gene cacna1db, whose product is annotated as calcium channel, voltage-dependent, L type, alpha 1D subunit, b. Gene Ontology annotation, molecular function: high voltage-gated calcium channel activity. Gene Ontology annotation, biological process: calcium ion import across plasma membrane. The record is from RefSeq and is a predicted model, not a curated record. Gene Ontology annotation, cellular component: membrane; voltage-gated calcium channel complex. Lineage: Eukaryota; Metazoa; Chordata; Actinopteri; Perciformes; Eleginopidae. The coding region runs from base 92 to 6775 and encodes 2227 amino acids. The transcript has 49 exons.